AUGAUUUCCCUGGUUGACAGUAGCCCGGCAUCGCCGUGGUGCCCAUCAAUCACCGUCUCACUCUACUCGUACGGUCAUGUCAAUGGCCCAUUUGUGACACCGAAAACUCAGGAACAGAGCUCAACACUGUUUUCAUUAAAUAUUCGUCAUCUUCCAAAUCCACCGCGAAAUCUACGGGCCAUGACUACUGGCCUGUCAUCUCGGCUGCGGAAGGAAUUUAUAAAAAAUGCCACAGUGGACAACUUCCUUGAAAGAACGCUGAAUGAGAUUAUCAACUCACUAAAGACAACUUGUGAUGCAUUAUUCCAAGAAGAUUGUUCCUUGCAGAAACUCAAAAGCCGCAGCAACGAGUUCGAAAUCACGACAACUAGCACUCACCAGAAUCCUGAUAUCUCGUUAGUGGUGACUGUGUGUUGUGAGGAGGGCCGCCACCGAAGUGUUGCUUUUGUGGAAGAAUUGGCGAAAAGACUUUCACUGAUGAGACAUGGCGCUGAUUUGUCUCUUGCUUGGAAACUGAGUGUUACUACUUCCCAUCGAGAUCUGGAAGCCUUGGGAUUUGCUCCCACCAGUUCAGACUCAAUGGCAAGCCAGCAAAUCGGGAAAUCAUACAUCAAGAGUAAGAAAGAGAAAGGAAAGAAUGCCAGAAAGCUGAAUCAGAAGAAUAUGAAUGGAUAUGAGGAUGAGAUGUUGUAA
Messenger RNA from Penicillium digitatum Pd1, 693 nucleotides. NCBI's taxonomy places the organism in Eukaryota, Fungi, Ascomycota, Eurotiomycetes, Eurotiales, Aspergillaceae. The record is from RefSeq and is a predicted model, not a curated record.